AUGUCGUUCUUAUCUUUGACAAUCCUCCUUUGCUUCGCGAGUGUUGCUCGUGCUCAUUUUCGUCUUUUGUUUCCCGAGCCUAGAGGAGUUUUCGUUGCUGAUCAAGAACCAAAUUACUGUGGUGGAUACACUAAUGCGGUUCCCAACCGAACCGUUUAUCCGCUCUCCGGUGGCUUUUUUAGCAUCAAAUCUGGUCAUCCUGGCUGGACAGUGCAGAAUCCUACAUCGUUUGAGAACUUCUCCUCGAACGGCGUUCAACAAUUUGUUUCACCCUAUGCCAAGGAGGCGUCUGCGGGUACUUUUUGUAUGCCCCUCAACGUUUCCGCGUCAAAUGCCACCGGAGUUAAAGAUGGUGCGAACGUAACCAUCCAGAUCGUUUUUUCAGGUGGAGACGGAAAUUUAUAUCAAUGCGCCGAUCUAACCUUGUCAAGCAAUGCAACCGUUGGAAAUGCUACUUGCGUAAAUGAAACUGUGGCAACAUCGUCGACGUCUGCAGUCCCAACAGCGUCACACACCGCUGUCGCAGGGCUUGCGUUGGCUACCUCGUAG
Messenger RNA from Laccaria bicolor S238N-H82, 549 nucleotides. RefSeq lists its product as uncharacterized. NCBI's taxonomy places the organism in Eukaryota, Fungi, Basidiomycota, Agaricomycetes, Agaricales, Hydnangiaceae. The transcript has 5 exons. The record is from RefSeq and is a predicted model, not a curated record. Bases 1 to 549 code for a protein of 182 amino acids.